AUGAAGAGUUCACUGACUAUUGAUGAUGCUACUACUCGGUCGACUGUUGCCCAUUUGGAUCAUUUGUUGGCUGAGUUUAAAAAGGAUAUUAUUGAGAGUCAAAAACAAAACUAUGGAGACCUUUUAAAAUCAGUGGAUGAGUGUAAAAAUAAACUGACUAACUACAACGAGAUUCUAGGUAGGCAGGAUGAACUCAUUAAAAAGCAAAAUGAAAUUAUCCAGCAACUACAAAAAGAAAACGAGCUUUUGAAAAAUAAAUUUGCAGAGCUUGAUGCUCGUGUCGAGGACCAGGAACAAUAUUCAAGGCGUAACACUAUUGAAGUUUUCGGCAUUCUGGAGUCUCAGGGGGAAAAUGCGGAGAAUUUGGUUUUGGAUGUUUGUAAGGAGCUGGGAGUCAAAAUCACUGCAGAAGCAAUCAGUGUUGCGCAUCGCUUGAAAAAAUUUGGCAACCAGAGGUCGGCGGGCAUUAUCGUGAAGUUUGUACGAAGGAAGGAUGCAGACGAACUUCUUAGAAGGCGCAAGGAAAAGCGUAAUCUGACGGCACAAGAUGUGGGGUUUCCUGGCGAUAAGAGUCCCAUCUUCAUAUACCAAUCACUGGCACCAGGUAGGCAUAGAUUGUUCACAGCAGCGAGAAGAAUCAGAGCACAGGAGAAUCUUCGAUAUGUGUGGAUUGAUCGGUCGGGAGUAAUUAAAAUGAGAGCAACCGAAAACAGUAGAGUGAUCUCCAUAAGAACGCAACAAGAUUUGACUGCAUUUGUGUCUGAUUUACAAAACAAACAAGAUAUUAAGAAGGUCAAUUGA
Messenger RNA from Nilaparvata lugens (brown planthopper), 801 nucleotides. RefSeq lists its product as uncharacterized. The coding region runs from base 1 to 801 and encodes 266 amino acids. The record is from RefSeq and is a predicted model, not a curated record. Gene Ontology annotation, cellular component: ribonucleoprotein complex. Gene Ontology annotation, molecular function: single-stranded RNA binding. NCBI's taxonomy places the organism in Eukaryota, Metazoa, Arthropoda, Insecta, Hemiptera, Delphacidae. The transcript has a single exon. Gene Ontology annotation, biological process: retrotransposition.